Messenger RNA from Blastomyces gilchristii SLH14081, 945 nucleotides. Its product is annotated as C6 zinc finger domain-containing protein. Lineage: Eukaryota; Fungi; Ascomycota; Eurotiomycetes; Onygenales; Ajellomycetaceae. The coding region runs from base 1 to 945 and encodes 314 amino acids. The transcript has 3 exons. Gene Ontology annotation, molecular function: DNA-binding transcription factor activity, RNA polymerase II-specific; zinc ion binding. The record is from RefSeq and is a predicted model, not a curated record. Gene Ontology annotation, biological process: regulation of DNA-templated transcription.
AUGGCCACCAUACAGCCACAGAUUCAGCACCCACCUCAGGAUUACCAGCUCCCGCCACCACAUGGGGCGUACCAGCGUCCUCCCGAGAUGUAUGGUCAUCCACCCCCAGCUCCGCCCCUGGUGGUAUACCCGGCUGCCGCUCCAAGACAACGAACUGCGAUAGCCUGCCGAUACUGUAGGAGACGGAAGAUUCGAUGUUCGGGAUUCGAGUCCUCCCAGGAUGGACGAUGCAGUAAUUGCGUUCGCUUUAAUCAGGAAUGCAUGUUCACGCCGGUUUCGUCACAAGCACAAGCCUUUGUCCCUGCUCAAGCAGUCUACAACCAUUUUCGCGGCACGGCACCACGGGGUGGUCCUCGAGCUGAUGCUAUACCAUUGUAUGGUGCACAUGGCCAACCGCUUCCUCCACCGCAGGCACCACAACAUCCACAAGAUGGACCUCUCCCUCCUCCACAAAGUUUAUAUCCACCUCAUGCUUAUGGCAGGCCGCCCGUCGACGACCGCCCUCCCCCCCCUCAUUUACAGCCUCCCCCGUUGCAACCGGAUCAUAGAUCCUCAAUGAUCUCGCGUGAUUCAAGAGAAGGAUAUUCUUACUCUGAAUCUACCACACUCCCUCCCGUCUCAGCGGCUGUGUCUGGGACCGCAUACCCCAGCCAUACAGCCCAAGCGCCGUACGAUAGACGUUCGUCGCCUCAUUCCCAAUACUCAUUCGAGCAUCGACACUCCUCUUCUCCGCACGGGUCUACCUCGUCCAAUCUGCCAUAUCCACCCAUCCAACCGCAACAUCCUCCGCCGUCCAUCCCAAUUCGAACCCCACCACCCGGUCAAACAACCGUCUCAUCUGGUAGCCGUGGGUUGAGUGUGAGGGAAAUGCUGGGCCCAGAUACUCAAGGCACACGAAGUUCUACAGAUAGCGAUAUGCUCAAUGCCCUAAACCGGAGGGUUUAG